Messenger RNA from Pestalotiopsis fici W106-1, 1977 nucleotides. RefSeq lists its product as uncharacterized. Gene Ontology annotation, biological process: regulation of transcription by RNA polymerase II. Bases 1 to 1977 code for a protein of 658 amino acids. The record is from RefSeq and is a predicted model, not a curated record. NCBI's taxonomy places the organism in Eukaryota, Fungi, Ascomycota, Sordariomycetes, Amphisphaeriales, Sporocadaceae. The transcript is spliced from 2 exons. Gene Ontology annotation, molecular function: RNA polymerase II cis-regulatory region sequence-specific DNA binding; DNA-binding transcription activator activity, RNA polymerase II-specific; zinc ion binding. Gene Ontology annotation, cellular component: nucleus.
AUGCUGGGGCUGCGCCGAAGACAUAGAAAUCCUCGGCCACGGAGCUCAUGCUCCAUCUGCCACCAGCGAAAGGUCAAAUGUGACACUAUAUCCCCUUGUGCACAGUGCAUCAGACGAGGUCAGGCGGCUGAAUGCGUAUACCAGCAGCAUGGCGGAUCCGACGACAACCGACGCUCAACACGGAGACACUCGGUCGCACCAACCCCAACUACCUCGAGCAGCGAUCGCGAGAAUGGGACAUCCGAGCAACUGAGAGUGGCCGGACAUAGGGACCAUGGGUUAGAUCCAGAUACCGUGCAGACAUUGCAGCAGAAAAUUGCGUCUCAUCCCUCACUGCCCUCCCCCGCGGCUCCUUUAGAGCUACCAAGAAAUUAUUCAAAUACGUUAUCCGGAACACCGCAGUCCGAGUCUAAACUACAGACUCACGAUUGGGGACAUGAGGAUCCCAUUCGUGGUCGGAGUCAUUUUUCCUGGGCUGUGCAUCAGUUUGAACCCUUGAUCGCUUAUCUAGGUGACAGUGUCGCCCCUGGAGACCGUCGCAAAGACCGCGUACCACUACUGGAAAGAACGUAUGAGAAAUGGAGAAAGGCAAAACUCCACGCUAGAAACACGAUACUCACCGCAUCACUAUCCGAUGAGCUUCCCGGAACCAACAUCAUCCGCAUCCUGGUCGGGCGCUAUUACGAGACCUUGCACACCAUACUCCCUGUUGUAGACCAGACCACCUUUACAAUUGAGCUCGACACCUUACUCAACAACCCUUCCAACGCCCCAGUGUAUCAGCUCGUACAAGUUCUCCUCAUCCUGGCGCUAGCAAAUGGGACCUAUCCUAGCCAUGAAGCACCACUCCUUCCGUCGUCGGUGUAUGUGUGGUGUGAUCUGGCCUCGUCAGUCCCCACCACUGCCCUCGAGCUCGGCGAAUGCACCCUCGAUAUCCUGCGUAUCGCCGCCCUGCUAAACACGGCCAAGCAAACGCUCAAGUUCAACGAUACGGCGGAUUAUGUCUACUCGGGUGCCGGUGUCCGGCUAGCCAUGAUGCUCGGUCUCAACCGGGCCGGCGAGCUGGACGCAGAAAAGACGCAACUAUGGGAAACGGUGCGAGAGCUAGAACUCCACGCGUGCCUCGCCUGCGGCGCGGCACCCACCGUCCCGCCCGGAACUGAUCUCGACAUUAUGCCGUCGCCGCCGCGACGUGGAUGUGCGACAGCGCAGCCAUCACCCCAAGGGGAUGGUCAGGGCGAUGUAGUCGGCAACAACACACCAGCUCUCCAGCCCCUCGCGAUCCUGAGACAAUCUCUGCGCACGCGCACCAAGAUUGCCGUGCUCGUCAAUAAUGAGGAGCACAUGCGUUUCGAAGACGUCAUGCACCUGAGUCGCCAACUCGCGCGCGACAUGAAACCCAUCUCGGACAUGAGCAACGGUCCCUCGUCAGAGCAAAGCUUUGCGCACAAAUACGUCGCGUUUAUAUACCACAAGUAUCUCGCGGCUCUGCACCGACCCUUUGCGACUCUGCACGACGCGGCCUUUUACCUCUCGCGAGAUAUAUCCAGAAACCGCGCACAGCGGCAUGUGCACGACGUGUGCGCCGCCUUUCGCGACAAGAGGCCCAACGAUCCGUUCGGGGCACUGCUCAUCGGCAAUGGGACCAUGUUUCGCGUCGAGGCUAUUCAGUCAGCUCUAUGGUUGGCCUUUGAACUCUAUCGCAGCGAGGAAUACGACAAUUACAUGACGAUACCCGGUUCUUCUUCUGGAUGGGAUGAAUCGACAAAUGUGCAAUUAAUAGAGGAAGCUAUGGACUUUGCAGAAAAGUCCUUGCGUAAGGGCGAGCUCGCCGGACUGGCCUAUCUCCUACCGUCUUUGGUUUUACAAGACGUAGAAGCGCAGAAAAUCUGGACACGUGGAUCCGAUGGCUACAAUAUCGCCAUGAAGACGGCCGGGGAACGUAUGAGGAAUCAUUUUAUUAAAGCUUUCGAGUAA